Molecule: messenger RNA, 2085 nt
Organism: Lactuca sativa (garden lettuce)
Lineage: Eukaryota; Viridiplantae; Streptophyta; Magnoliopsida; Asterales; Asteraceae
Source: RefSeq, a predicted model, not a curated record
UUGAAAAGUUUGAAGCCGCAAAGGAAAUACAAACAGCAAAACUGAACCGACGACAGAUUUGACUGAUUUUCCAUUUUCAAAUCGAUUGGGAAACACUCUACUUUAGAUGUUCAUUGGCGUAUAUUUUAUUUUGAGAGAGAGACCUACUUCCAUUUAUAUUUACAUCUACUUUCGAACACCAAAGGAAAUGAAAUUAUUAUUAAGAAAAACUAUAAAACCAUAUUUGCGCUACGACUACAAUCCUGAUUCUUGAUAGGAGCCCUAGUUCUUGAAUAACAGUGAUUGCUCUGGCCCUCGACGAACCAGCUGCUGCUGUUGCUUAUCAGGAAUGAGACGAGAAGUAGAAGAUGUUGUGGAGUUGAUGCAGCAUAUACAAUCACGGUUGCCGAUAACAGAAGCUGCCCGCACGAGCGUGUUGUCCAAAUCAUGGCUACACGCGUGGCGUACCAUCCCUACCCUCAGGUUUCGUGUGCGCAGCGAACAAAAUGGAAAGAGUAUGAAGUUGGUGGACGUGGACCACACUCUGAUAAGGUAUCUCCAUGACAACAUACCAAUCGAAAGGUUUUGGCUUCUUAUCGACAUUGAGAAUCAGGAGUCAGCUUCUCAUGCUGAAAAAUGGAUUGGUUCUGUGGUGACUACCAAAGCUUCUUGUCUCAAAGAGUUAUCCCUCUCACUCUACCUUUAUGGUGCCCCGUUUACAUUUCCAGAUGAGAUACUCUCGUCGGGUGAAAACCUGACUAAGAUAGAAGUUUUCUCCCCGCUUAGGUGCCAUUCUGUUGUUUGGAUGACAACGACUACUCCUGUGAUCAACUGUGUGUCCCUACGAGAACUUGAAUUGUUUGGUGUGAGUAUAGGUGAAGAGGCACUCAAUCACAUAUUCUCGUCUUGUAGGUUGCUUGAGACGAUUGUGCUUAUAGAUUCUUGCAAGGGGCUCAAAACCAUCAAGGUUAAAAACCUCCCGUGUCUUUAUGAAUUGACAAUAUCCUCAGAAUAUGAUGAUUAUGAUGGAUAUAUUGCUAUGGAAAUCAGUCACGUCCCAAAUCUUGGGGUGUUUAGCUGCGAUUUACAUAUAUCUUUUCCUAUCAACGAUUCAAUAUCAUUAGGAAGCAACGUGACAAAGUGAAGGCUAGGUGGUUAUGGUAUGGUAAGAAGCAGCGUGUGUCUGAACAUGAUCGAAUCAGGAUUUCCUUUUCUCGAGAGUUUGAUACUUGAUGAUAUGACAUCUUGGAAGUCGGAAAGCUUCCAUUUCACAUGUGCUUCCAUCAAGAAAUUGACCCUGAAGGAGUGCCUCUCCAUGCUUACAGACGUACAAGUUCAUGCACCAAAAUUAGAAUUUUUCUGGUUUCAUGGGGUCGCAUUGCCUCCUACUCUCUUGUUUCCGGACUCUACUCUCUUCAAGAAAAUAGUUGUUUCACUCAAACUCGACUCUCUUGUUGAUGCUUAUUUUUUCUUGAAGAUGAGGGAAGCACUCGCGUUAUCACGCAGGUGUGACAUUUAUAUAACAAUUUACAACUAUACUACUACUAUGAUGCCAUUGGACAUCGACAUGGAUGAUCUAAGAAGAAGGCUCCUCAUGUUUCCUCCUGCUACCAACGUGCAAAAACUCGAGUUUGAAGCAAUAGAGGAUGAAUGCCUGUGGGAACGAUCCCCAUUUUUUGAUGCCUUCUUUGAGAUUUGCCAUCCCAAGCAUGUAGUUGCAAAGCCAGACGCAUGCUUAAGACAAAAGAAUCACUUUUGCAGACUCAUGCUGAGGGAGUUCUUGGAGAAGAAGACGACAACCACCACCACCACCACCACCACCCCUUAUUGGCCUCACCACCUCCAACACGUUCAAAUAAGAAGGAAUUCUUAUGAAAAAUGGGAAACCCUGACAGAUUCCCACAGAAGCUUUCUAGACGGGUCGACUCCUGGUGUCUUCAUGCACUUCUAUCUAAACUGGCAUUAAUUACUUAACCAACAUGCAUGUCUGACUGCUUUGUUUUGGUUAUUUCUUUUAUUUUACUUUAGUACAAUAAAUAUUAAAACAAGCAAUGGAUUAGUAACCGUUUUUCUAUCAAAAUCGGAUGUAGUACACGUUUCCUUUAA